This is a messenger RNA of Hipposideros armiger (great roundleaf bat), 9646 nucleotides long. It is a transcript of the gene MIDEAS, whose product is annotated as mitotic deacetylase associated SANT domain protein. Gene Ontology annotation, cellular component: transcription regulator complex; histone deacetylase complex. Gene Ontology annotation, biological process: regulation of transcription by RNA polymerase II; negative regulation of DNA-templated transcription. The record is from RefSeq and is a predicted model, not a curated record. Lineage: Eukaryota; Metazoa; Chordata; Mammalia; Chiroptera; Hipposideridae. Gene Ontology annotation, molecular function: transcription corepressor activity. The transcript has 14 exons. The coding region runs from base 2973 to 6281 and encodes 1102 amino acids.
CUCAAAGGCUCUCAUGAGGCAGCUGUUGGCUAGGGUCGAAGGUCUCAUCCGAAGGCUCAGUCGGCAUGGCGAGGGGUAUCCCUUUCCAAGGUAACUCAUGUCGUUGUUGGCAGGAUUCAAUUCUUAUCUACAGGGCUGUCUAGGUUGUGGUAGCUGGCUUCCCCCCAGCGAGUGACCCAAGAGAGAGCAGGAAAGAAAGAGAGCACCCAAGAUGGAAGCUACAGGUUUAUUAAAAACCUAAUCUCAGCAGUGAUAUCAGAUGACUUCUGCUAUAUACUAUUGGUUAGAACUGAGUCCAUUUGUCCAGCCCACACUCAAGAAGAGGGGAUUACAUAAGGGCAUGAAUACCAAGAGUUAGGGGAUCAUUAGCAGGGGGCUGUCUUCAAGGCUGCCUACCACAGCUUCCACACUUUGUGGUAUGCCAGCAAAGGUUACCCUAUACAGAGACAAAGCAAUGCAUGUGUGUGCAUAUACGUGUCAGGCCUUCACACACUUACACUUCGGCUAAUUACUCCUGGGCAUGCAGAAAUGUUGAAUAUUCAUGAAAUUGUGACCAAAAAUUCGGAAUCCCAAUACUGAACAAAGAAAUAUUUUGCUCUUGUUCUAGCAUAGAAUAUGGAGUAUCACAUGAUUGUUUUUGGAAGUCUGGGUGACAUAUUCUCUCUGUUUGUUCCUCUUGAUUAUGUCAUUGCUUCCCUUAAGCAGAAUUCAUUACGGAACCACUUCUAUCUAUUCCAAAAUUGAAACGGGCAAUCCCUCCACCAUUUUAAUCCAACAGUACGAUGUCAUAAAAACUUCAGAGAAUUAUAACUAUUGAAAGUCUAAUAAUGCACUUAUUUCUCAAAGCAAUAUUAUUUUUUCUUACAGGAUACAUCUUAUAUUUAUACUGUGCCAUUAAUAAUGUCUCAGUAGAAAUAAAAACUGGCGCAUAAGGGCUGCAGUGUGGGGGAUUUCGUGUUGCUAGGAGAGCUCUGAUCCUUAUACUGCCAGUCUUGGGUGAGUCUGCGUUUGUGGCUUUCCAAUUCGGUAUUAACGCAGGCUUGUAGAUUAUUUCCCAGAUGACACUUUCCAUUAGUUUCACAUCCACCUUACUGGACAAAGACUUCACUCAACUCUAUGGUUUCCUGUGCUUUAGUAAAAAGAUGAAACGUUGGAACGGGAGGUUCUGUGAUCUGGUCAAUGUGCUAGUGAAAGCAGUAUUUGGGGAAAAAAGGAAAAUUGUUGAGCCCUAACUGAUGCUUUUGAACUACUUUUAAAAAGCUCCCUGUUUUCCACAACAAGCUACAAUGAAGCUAAUGUUUCUGUUAUGAAAGCCCUCCACUGCAGUUUCAAAUGUCUGCUUGCUUUUUUUUUUUUAAGCCACAGCAAAGGCUAACUCUGUUUUUCUCUCCAGCUUUACGGGUCAGGAAUUCUUCCCUACAGACUGCUGUAACUAUUUUGUUGCUAUUUAUCAGAAAUAAAAAAGGUGUCUUUCCGUUGUUGUAGUUUUUAAUAAAGUGAGCAAAUUUAUUUGGGGCAACGAUAAAUUUCAGAAUGACUCUUGCCCGAAGCUCCUCUCCUCAGGACUCCACCCUACGCUCUAAGUCACUUUUGGCCCGUGAGCAAACACAGAAUGCAUCAGGCCCCACAGAGAUCUGUGUUGAGUGUAAAGGAAGAGGUGGAAAUUGCGGAGGAUUAGAAUAGAAACCAUUAUGCUGCUCCCACUUGGGCUGCGAAUAGACCCCUGAAGAAUGGUAUGUAAACGUCCUGCACACUUAACACCAGUGGAAAUGACGAAGGACAAGCGUGCAAACCUUUUGAGGAAAUGCGGGGAGAAGACCAGUGUUUUAAGGCCUUGCUUAGGCGUUACUUGGCAAAACACAGCACUAUCCUUUCUGACAUGAUCUUCUAGCUUAAUACCAAACUGAAAAACUUUCUCUUCUUCCUCCCCCCACCAUUUUGUUUGUGGGUUGGAUGUGUUUCUCCUGGAACCCCAGCUCUCCGGUUUCCCUGAACCCCAACAUCACCUCCAGACUCAGCGGGAGAACAGGCUCGGACCGCACUUCUACCGCGCAGAAACAACGCGGCUGGAGCGAGCUUUCCCUAGAAGGGUGCAAACUCGGCGGACGGCUGCCGCUUCUCCCUGCAGCCCAAGGAGCAGAGCUGGGGAGACUGCGCCCGGGGCCCUAGACUUGCUUGCGGGCGGCUGCAGGGCCCGGCGCGCCACCGCGCGAGCUGCUGGGUUACAGCCCGGUCCGCGCCGCCCGCUUCACGAGGAAGUGACGACUGCGCCGUCCCGACAGCAACAAAGUUUGAGUCUGCAGGCCGUGGUCGUCCCCGCCCUGCACCCCUCAGAACGACCGCGGGAUCCAGCGCACAGCUGUGAGCUCAACCGAUGAGUCAGAGCAGUGCAAUCCUGACACUGCAUCGCAGGACCGGGGGUGACACGGAGGGAGGGAGAGCGAUCGCGAGGCGGACACCACCAGCGCGGGGUGCGCUGAGGCUCCUGCGCCGCGAGCGAGGGGUGACAACCUGCGCGUGCCGCCCGGGCCCUACCAGCAAACUUCCCAGCCUCGGGAGGCGCGGGCUGGUGGAAGCACUGCGAACGCCGCGGGGAGGCGGCGGCGCCUGUUUGUGUUUAAAAUCGGGGAGUACGUGCAGGCGGCUGGAGUCUGGAAGGCGACCGAAGGCGGCGGCCCGCGGAGGGAAGGGGACGGCCGAUGCCGGAGCUCCGGCAGGAGCGGGCUCCAGGGUCCUGUGGAGCAUUAUGAACUGGGAAGAGCAGACAACCUCAAGAGUGCCUCUGUGAAGAGGAAGGAAGAGCCAGCAGUUCGUCCUUUCUCCCUGUGCCUGACGGAUCCCAGCAUUUUUUUCUCCUGCUGCUCUGCUGCCACUGGCUUCUGGACGAGGGCGGGGCUUCCAGCAGGACCUUCCCCCAGGGGAUGGGCAACUGGUAAAGUAGGUCUCACUGCCGGGGCCCGGUUGGCCACACCAUGAACCUCCAGGCCCAGCCCAAGGGUCAGAACAAGCGGAAGCGUUGCCUCUUUGGGGACCAGGAGCCAGCUCCCAAGGAGCAGCCCCCACUCCUGCAGGCCCCACAACAGCCCCUGGCCCCUCCACAGUCCACCAGAGUGAAGGAGGAGCCUUACUUUGGGCACGAGGGUCCGACAGGGGCCGCCCCUGCCUCCCAGCCUGUGGAACUACCCAGCAGCCUGGCCCUGCUGAACUCUGUGGUGUAUGGGCCCGAGAGGACGACGGCGGCCAUGUUGUCCCAGCAGGUGGGCCCAGUCAAGUGGCCCAACUCUGUGAUGGCUCCAGGGCGGGGCCCGGAGCGCGGAGGGGGUGGGGGCGUCAGUGACAGUGGUUGGCAGCAGCAGCCCGGCCAGCCUCCACCCCACUCAACGUGGAACUGCCACGGCCUACCCCUCUAUGGUGGACACAAGGGGAGCCCCCAUCCUGGCAUGGGAAUCUCCACCUACUAUAACCACCCUGAGGCACUGAAACGAGAGAAAGGAGGGGGGCCGCAGCUGGACUGCUACGGAAACGCAGUGCGGCCAAUGAUGACGCAGAAGAUGCAGCUGGAGGUAGGGCGGUCCCAGGCGCCCCUGAACUCUUUCCAUAUGGCCAAGAAGCCCCCAAACCAGACGCUGCCCCUGCAACCCUUCCAGCUGGCGUUCGGCCACCAGGUGAACCGGCAGGUCUUCCGGCAGGGCCCACCGCCCCCCAACCCCGUUGCCGCCUUCCCUGCGCAGAAACAGCAGCAGCCCCAGCAGCAGCCGCAGCAGGCAGCCCUGCCUCAGAUGCCGCUCUUUGAGAACUUCUACUCCAUGCCGCAGCCGCCCUCUCAGCAGCAGGACUUUGGCCUGCAGCCGGCCGGGCCACUGGGACAGUCCCAUCUGGCUCACCACAGCAUGGCACCCUACCCCUUCCCCCCCAACCCUGAUAUGAACCCGGAACUGCGCAAGGCCCUCCUGCAGGAGUCAGCCUCGCAGCCUGUGCUACCUCAGGCCCAGAUCGCCUUCCCCCGCCGCUCCCGCCGCCUCUCAAAGGAGGGCGUCCUGCCUUCCACCACCCUGGAUGGGGCUGGCACCCAACCUGGGCAGGAGCCUGCCCCCAACCUGUUCCUACAUCACUGGGCCCCGCAGCAGCCACCACCCGGACCCCUGGGGCAGCCCCACCCUGAACUGGGAUUCCCGCUGGAGCUGAGGGAUUCGCAUAUGCUGUCUGAUGGGGAGAGACUGGCACCUAAUGGUCGGGAACGGGAGGCUCCCUCCAUGGGCAACGAGGAGGGCAUGCGGGCAGUGGGCACGGGGGACUGUGGGCAGAUGCUACGGGGCGGAGUGAUUCAGAGCACACGACGGAGACGCCGGGUGUCCCAGGAGGCCAAUUUGCUGACCCUGGCCCAGAAGGCAGUGGAGCUGGCCUCACUGCAGAGCACAAAGGAUGCCAAUGGCUCUGAGGAGAAGCGGAAAAGUGUAUUGGCUUCAACUACCAAGUGUGGGGUGGAGUUUUCUGAGCCUUCCUUAACUGCCAAGCGAGCACGAGAGGACAGCGGGAUGGUGCCCCUCAUUAUCCCAGUGUCUGUGCCUGUGCGGACUGUGGACCCAACUGAGGCGGCCCAAGCUGCAGGUGUUGACGAGGACGGAAAGGGUCCUGAACAGAACCCCACUGAACACAAGCCAUCGGUCAUUGUCACCCGCAGGCGGUCUACCCGUAUCCCCGGGACUGAUGCCCCAGCUCAGGCUGAGGACAUGAACAUCAAGAUGGAGGGGGAAACUUCGGUGCGGAAACCAAAGCAGCGGCCCCGGCCUGAGCCCCUGAUCAUCCCCACCAAGGCGGGCACUUUCAUUGCCCCUCCGGUCUACUCCAACAUCACCCCCUACCAGAGCCACCUGCGUUCUCCUGUCCGCCUGGCUGACCACCCCUCUGAGCGGAGCUUUGAGCUGCCCCCCUACACACCACCGCCCAUCCUCAGCCCUGUGCGGGAAGGCUCUGGCCUCUAUUUCAAUGCCAUCAUGUCAACCAGCAGUAUCCCAGCCCCUCCUCCCAUCACGCCAAAGAGUGCCCACCGUACGCUGCUCCGGUCUAAUAGCGCUGAAGUCACCCCGCCUGUCCUCUCUGUGAUGGGGGAGGCCACCCCAGUGAGCAUUGAGCCACGGAUCAACGUGGGCUCUCGGUUCCAAGCAGAAAUCCCCUCAAUGAGGGACCGUGCCAUGGCAGCUGCAGACCCCCACAAGGCUGACUUGGUGUGGCAGCCGUGGGAGGACCUAGAGAGCAGCCGGGAGAAACAGAGACAAGUGGAAGACCUGCUGACAGCUGCCUGCUCCAGCAUUUUCCCUGGAGCUGGCACCAACCAGGAGCUAGCCCUGCACUGUCUGCACGAGUCCGGGGGAGACAUCCUGGAGACGCUGAAUAAGCUGCUACUGAAGAAGCCCAUGAGGCCCCACAACCACCCACUGGCAACUUAUCACUACACAGGCUCCGACCAGUGGAAGAUGGCUGAGAGGAGGCUGUUCAACAAGGGCAUUGCCAUCUACAAGAAGGACUUCUUCUUGGUGCAGAAGCUGAUCCAGACCAAGACCGUGGCCCAGUGCGUGGAGUUCUACUACACCUACAAGAAGCAGGUGAAAAUUGGCCGCAAUGGGACACUCACCUUUGGGGAUGUGGAUAUGAGUGAUGAGAAGUCAUCCCAGGAAGAGGUUGAAGUGGAUAUUAAGACUUCUCAGAAGUUCCCCAGGGUGCCUCCUCCCAGAAGAGAGUCCCCAAGUGAAGAGAGGCUGGAGCCCAAGAGGGAAGUAAAGGAGACCAGGAAGGAGGGGGAGGAGGAAGUGCCAGAGAUCCAGGAGAAGGGGGAGCAGGAAGAGGGGCGAGAGCGAAGCCGGCGGGCAGCGGCUGUCAAAGCCACACAGACACUACAGGCCAAUGAGUCGGCCAAUGACAUCCUCAUCCUCCGAAGCCAUGAGUCCAAUGCCCCUGGGUCUGCUGGUGGCCAGGCGUCAGAGAAGCCAAGGGAGGGAGCAGGGAAGUCACGAAGGGCACUACCUUUUGCAGAGAAGAAGAAAAAAGCAGAGACAUUUAAUAAGACCCAAAAUCAGGAGAACACUUUCCCUUGUAAAAAAUGUGGCAGGGUGUUUUACAAGGUGAAGAGCCGCAGUGCCCACAUGAAGAGCCACGCAGAACAGGAGAAGAAGGCCGCCGCUCUGAGGCAGAGGGAGAAAGAGGCCGCGGCUGCGGCCGCAGCGGCUGCCUCUCCUCACCAGCCUGCCCUGCGGGAGGAGAAGAGCGCAGGCGAGAGGGGCUGAUGAGGAAGGCUCCGCUGGGAGGCCCAGGACUGGCCCUUCCCCCUGGGUGGCUGACCCUCCUUGCACCAGCCUGCCGAAACGCCUGCAAGCGCCCUGGAACCUCCAGAGGGAGAGGAGAGAUCACAUGGACUUUUCUCUGAAAAACAAAUAAGACAAUAAAAUAAACAGCUCUUUUAUUUAUAAAGGCCCCAGGAGCAGUGUUAAGGGCUGCAGGAUCCAGUUCUCUGUGCAUUCAGUUUGUCAGAAGUUGUCCUCUUGCUUUCCUGGAACUAUGAGAAUCCCUGCUCCCUGGGGCUGCCCUCUGGGAGGGGCUCCAGCUGCUGCCACCGCUGCCUCUUACACUGGGACCCCUGUUGCAGUGCAGUCUCUUCCCUUUUUGUUCCCCCUGCUCCCCUUGGUUACCAUGGAGAGCCAAGCACAAGCUCACCCUUUGCAGCAUUAUCCACUCUCCCCAGAGGACCUCAAAGGCCCUGCCCCAAGCCCUGGAAAAAGAAAGGGACUCCCUUGGAGGGAUUAAGGUGGCCAUAUCUGAGGAAGCUCAGCCUGGCACCAGUGUUGUCCCGUACGUGACAAUGUCCAGGCCCGAGCUGCUCCAGUGAUCCUGGCCUCAGGCCACCUUCCUGGGAGGGAAGCUACCAGAAUGCCUGGCGGGAGGAGACUGAGGACAGGUACCUAUCCCUUUGCUGCUUGUUACCAGCCUGCUGGGGCUGGAAAGUUUUUUCAGACGUUUGGGGAUAGGGCCGAUGUCCCUGUCCAUGCUCUCAGCCUACUGGUGGUAAGGAAACUAGACUGAGGAUGGAAGCUCUAGGGCGAGGCCUGAGGGAGCUUUUGAUAAGCCUUGGCUCUUUCCUACUUCCCACCUUUUUGCCAAAUACUUUUGGGCCCUGGAAGCUGCUAAGGUAGCUUAGCCUAGGCCCAGCCUGCCCCACCUUGGUGCAAGUUCCCUGCCUGCUUCUGUCCUGCCCUUGGCAGCUGCCACCUAACCCUACCCCACGUGGUCUCGUGCUAAUAUCCACAGCCCAGUCCCCCAGUCCUGCAUGCUGGAGAUUUCUGGAUUCUUCCCUGGGAGGGGGAGGUCUCCUAACCAGAUUGGACAGGAGCCUUCAUUCCUUGUGUCAUUGGGGAGCUAUUUAUUUAUUCUUAAUAUUUAAUUUUUAACAUCCUCAGGGACCAGGGGCCUCCUGCUUUUCAGAGGCCCAAGUGCAUUUAUCCCAAAACAAGGCACCUUCUUGUCAUCUCCCCUCCACCCCCAUUCCCAAGACCCUAAGGUCCCUUACAUUGCUUCUCUAAAGUUCUUGCCAAUAGGAUGAUAGUAGCACUGAAAGAGAAUGGGAAGGUGGACGGUGUCACCAAAGCCACAGAGACUAGGAGGAGCAAAGGCGAUCAAAGGCAGUUCUUGUUGCUACCUCUUCUCUGUCUGUACUUUCAAAUUGCCUGCGGGGAUUGGCUAGAAGCCAGAAUUCUGGUUUUAUUUUUGGCUUGAAGAAGCCAUAUUUGGCAUGGAGGGCUGAGUUAUUUUUCUGAUCUUGCUACUCAAUUUUAGUUGUGUAAAAGAACUUCUAAGUGACUGCAAGUAGGUGUAUGAGAAGUCAACCUGUUAGGAAGGAGCCAAAAAGGACUCAUUCUGCUACUCCUUUUGAGAUAGCCUAAACGCAUCAUGUUGGUAGCUGGGAGUGGAAAGGGAAUUUUGUUUCUAAACUGCACUAUCAGAUGCAGCUUUCAGCAUUCAUUUAAUGCAUUAACAUGAUCCUACAGGAACCCCAGCUAUGGGAGCAACAAAAUUCUAACCCCAGACUCCUGGACAGCUACCUAGAUUUCCAGCAUCUCAGUUACUUUCCUCCAUAAGCUUGUUAAGUUCAGUGCCCCCACGAUUGCGAAAAUCUGGUAACACUCCAGAAACAGAAAGGCAGCAAAUUUAGGCUCUCUUCUAAAUCACUUGUGUAAUAUGAGUGCCUUCGCAGCUUUGCCCCAAAGUGCUACUUAGGUUUCCCAAGGUUUUUUCUAUUUAAACUGUGUUUAGUUUCAGGCUCCUUUAUGGGCAUGUAACAGAAACCUCCUUUGUCUAGAGAGAUUCUCCUUUUCUAAGCUCAAGGGAGACCAGACCAGGCGAAUGUAGGUGGAGAACAUCAAGAUGGUACCUCUCUGUAUUAAUCCUACUAGACACCGUAUUUUAGAAGGGUUCAUGCUCCAGGAUGGACUUAUAUCUAGAAUGCAGGGUGCAAGUUAAAAUGUUUAGAGGGCAGAUGCAAUUUUGGCAAGUAAUCUGCCAAUUAAGUAGAUGCAGCCAUGGAAGCUGGCAUAGGUAUAUCCUUUAUGGUGCUUUCUCUCUGUGAACACAUUAGGCUCAUCUUUUGUUUGUUCUAUUCAGAGCUCUUUGCUUUAAAAAAGUUAAAUGACAAAACACCUCCAGCUUUAUAAUGUCCUCCCCACGCCAUCUCCCAUAGCCAUCUCUCAGCUUCCCUCUGCACUCAGCUAAGGGCAUGAAACUAACCUAGUGCCUGUGUUCCAGACCAUUUCUGAGGUCUCUUACCCACCCAAGGAGACAGUGCUUCAGCACUGCCCUCCAUGCCUUCAGCAGCUCUCCCUCACAGAUAAUGUACACACCCAUCCCUUCUGCCACCCCACCCCCACCCCUGGCACAGAGGUGGUGUGCUGCUUAUGUCUAAAGGGAUCCCCUAUAUUUAACUGCCUCAGUGACCUAACCUCUUUCUUCUCAUGUGCCAGAUGUUAAGAUGAAGGAGGAAUACAAUACAUACUCAAGCCCCAGCUGUUUAAAUGUUUUUAGUGGGGCUUACUUUUCUUGGACGGUGUUUAUUACCAGACUGGCAAGCCUAAUUGCUUAGGUUUACAGGAAGUAUGCCUAUUUUUAUAAAACAAUUGUAUGUCCUCCACAUAUUGUGCUGUGUUAGUAUUUGCCUCUUAACAAUUUGUAGCUGUUUCACCUUUUCCUCAUUUGUCUCUAAUUGAAGGCCUUGUUGGAGGGAACAGAGCACAGGAACAGCCUUGACAGUCUGUAAUUAUUGUACAAAUAUUUUAAUAGCAUAUAAAUAAGUAUAUUCAUUUUAUUUUGGGAAAAAAUUGAACAGACACUGCCUUUUGUGUGUUUGCUGCCUGUGGCACCCUUUUUAAAAAAGACUGUUACAUAUUGAAAUAGUGUACAUAUAUAUAUAUAAAUAGUACCUCUUGCUGUACAGUUGUGAUAGACCAUACGGAAGAUUUUAUUUUUUGUGUGCUUUUUAUAUAAAAAAAUUAAUACACUAAAGAAAAUCUUGCUGAUGUGAUUGUAAUGUACCUAUGUAACUUAUUUACUUUUGAAUGUUCUUCUGUAUCUUUAAACCUUUUAUUACAUAAGGUUUUAAAAUUCA